Molecule: messenger RNA, 690 nt
Organism: Alnus glutinosa
Lineage: Eukaryota; Viridiplantae; Streptophyta; Magnoliopsida; Fagales; Betulaceae
Exons: 4
Coding region: 80-595 (171 amino acids)
Source: RefSeq, a predicted model, not a curated record
AACCAUCCAUUGGUAUAUAUAUAGGUCGCUCCAAAGCAUCCUUUCCUCCAAAAUUUCAGAUUGCGUACAAGCUUCUGUCAUGGCCAUCUUACUGACCAUAAGAUUCUGGGUUUUGGCAGUAGCUCUUAGCUGUUUUUCUGUUCUUUAUGGCAACUUAGGGAGGGCAGAUGAGCAAGUGCCUCAAACUGGCGGUGUAGAAUAUGAUCCGGCUGAAAUUACUGCCAAAGCAUUGCUUUGUUUCAAUAAUAAAUAUAUUUACAGUAGCUGUGAAGAAUCCUAUAGAUUGUCUGCUGGAGGAAAACUCGACGUCCCUCCUCAAAGUACUGAUGAAUACUGCAACGGGCCAUGCCUAACUGAGACAAACCUUGUGCUAAGCUGCAUUGACAACAUCUUCGAAAACUUCUUGUUCUAUAACAAGGCUACAAUACAGGAUGUUAGAGAUACAAUUACUGCAGCAUGUGGCCAUGGCCAGGAAAGAGGUAACUUUGAUGUAACUGAGCACAUGAAAACUGAAGCAAGCAAUGCAUACAAGGCCGUAAAUCAGAUUCUCUUUGGGUUUGGAUUGAUGAUUAUGGGGCAUGGUUUACUGCCGUAAUAUGUGUAAUAAUAUGAAUCACUUCCCAUAUAUGGGCUAUGUUUAUCGCUCUUAUAUGUAUACUAAUUAUAUGAAUAACGUUAUAGAUAUGACCA